CAAUUCUUCUCCCUCUUUUCAAACGCCAAGCAGAGGUUCCUUUCUCUCUCUCCCUCUCUUCAAUUCCCAACAGUCUGAUCCUUCCUCCUCAGAGCUUCAUUCUAACUUGCAAUCUGAGCGCAAUUUUUCCUUCACUACUAGUUUAGUGUUGAUUUUGUGAGCUUUUAAUAAAUGGAUUUGGUUUUAAAUCUGAAUUGCUGGAUUCACAUUUCCUUACUUUUCAUCAGUCGUUGAUUGAAUCCGAUAUACGUUAGCAGAUCUUGAAAUGGCGACCUUCGAGCUCUACAGGAGAUCAACGAUUGGUAUGUGCUUGACGGAGACGCUAGAUGAGAUGGUAUCCAGUGGCAUCCUUAGCCCGGAGCUUGCCAUCCAAGUCCUUGUUCAGUUCGACAAGUCCAUGACUGAGGCUUUGGAGUCUCAAGUGAAGAACAAGGUCUCCAUCAAGGGGCAUCUUCACACAUAUCGGUUCUGUGACAAUGUCUGGACUUUUAUCUUACAAGAUGCUGUGUUCAAGAGUGAUGAAUGCCAGGAGACUGUUGGACACGUUAAGAUUGUGGCAUGUGAUUCAAAGCUUCUCUCCCAGUAGUGAGAUACGUUUGCAAAUGAUGAAAAAGAAAACCAUUAAACAGAGUUUUUCAGUUCUGUUGUUUCAUAGAAAUUCGAUACUACUAAUGAAGAAAUAUGAAAAGCUGGGGGUUUCAUCCUUUGGCCACAUUUCCCAGGCCAGGGAUGGAAUUGCAAUACAUUUCUGUGUCAACCUCGCAAGACUCUACGAUGUUAACUUCACUUCAUUCCGCCAUAGUCUCCUUUUGUCCUUUUGUACUAUGGCUUAGUUCAAGUGUAUCAUCCCAUGCUUUGGCGUGCUGAAUUUCUAAAGCUUUCGUCUUCAUGUAUUUAUUCUCUAUUUUAAUGAGUGGAUGAUUUCCAUUUCAAGUCAAUCCUUUCCGGGACUUGAAUUAGUGUUUGUAUUUCAGUUUGUCAAGCAUAUUUGCUAUCAAAGUAAAUUUUGUAAAUGUCAGUUGAUAUAUAAUGUAAUUGGAACUGCUAUCAUAUUUCUCUGCGCUUUACAUUUAUUUCUAUAUUUUAAUUUUCAAAUUCCGAACUAUGUAA
Molecule: messenger RNA, 1110 nt
Organism: Cuscuta epithymum
Lineage: Eukaryota; Viridiplantae; Streptophyta; Magnoliopsida; Solanales; Convolvulaceae
Source: the annotation of a GenBank genome assembly